AGCCGCACUUCAACUAUAUAGCCUACGCACACGUGCAGACAUACACACACACAUGUGAGUGGUCGCCGAUUUAGGCGGAAAGCGAAGGAUACACUGAACAACACGUUGUUAUAUAAAUAGUAGUGUUAUGAUCUGCCGGGUUUCCAGUUGCACCUGAUAGUGCCUGCUUUUUUCUCUUCUUCAAAUUGAACCUUGGGCUAAGCAAUUCGAACAUACUUUUUCUGUAUAUUAUCACAAACUCUUCUUUCCUUCUGUAUAUUCUUUUCCUUGGCUUUUCUUUGUAGCAAUGCCAUCAAGUCGUGGUGUUUCCCUCUCCAUUGCCGUGGCAGAGGCGGAGUUGGCCCCUGGGAAUUUCCUGCAUGGGGAAGUGAAGGUGAAGGUGGACUCCUCGUACAGGAACGGUGUCGUCUACGAAGCGGUCCGACUCGACCUUCUCUCCAUCGAGCACAGCUGUGUGUGGGACGACCAGGGCGAGUUCGACGCGCUGCUCAACGAGUACACGUCAUCGCGUGUCUACCUCGAUCGCCACGUCACGCUUGCCGGCUUUAAAACGCGCACCGAGGACGCCGAAACGGCCGCGCAGUGCAAGCAGGAGUUGAUGUUCCACCAGCACCGCGCCACGCCCUACGCCGCCGUCGCCCCGACGAAGCGCAAACGCGACGCUUACCGCCACUACCCACGAGAGGAGCUCGCAGCCGGCGGGGUGGAGAUGGCUGCCGGGACGACGCACACGGCAAGCGGGGCGGCUCCCGGUGCUUCGGUGAAAGUCGAAGCAAACAUCGCCGGCCACGAAGCGGUGCAAGGAGGCAACGAACCAAUCGGCACAGGUGACAACGGCGAUGCGCAGCGCACAAAUGACAUGGAGGCGGUCGACUUCCCAGUUUUGAUGCCGGGCACCCACACCUUUCCCUUCGCGUUUCGCCUUCCGCCGUGGCUUCCGCCAUCAUUUUACUACUCUUUUCAUGGUGCCAUAGGCGAGCUCAAGUACUCCGCGUAUGCCACAAUGCUUUUCCCAGGCAACGGCGCGGGGUCGUGGUGCUACCAGUUGAGGAAGGACGUGAGCAACAGCGCGCGGGAUGCACAGGCAACCUUUCACCGAAUCGCCGUCGUCCCCGCAGCGAUGGUGGGCGGUCCGGUUCUGCGCCGGCGCGAUGGCACCUUAGGCCGGGCCGGCAACAUGGAUGCCCCGCUCUCCUCCUCGCAGCACACCUCGGCCGACCGUGCCCGCAGCGACGAUGGGGUGGAGGGACAACAGGAGGGUGAAAUCGACGUCGGUGACGAGGUGGCAGGCGAGCGCUCGCACCGUCGGCUCCGCCACCUGCCCCUCUACAGCCCUGCUGACCUCGUCGCGGAGACCGUCUUUGACGUGCUUUCUGUGAUGCCGCGUCGUCAGCUGGUGGCGGAGUACUAUCAAAUCGACACCCUGAACUUGAAUAAGCGCCAAGGGAGCUCCACAAGCAACGCCGUCGGGCAGCAGGACCACAAUUGGAGCGACAUCUGCGGCGAUGACGGCCACACGGCUGCUGGCGUCCUCGUUUCGAAGCCGUACGCGGACACCCACCUGGCCUCGUCCUCGCUCUACCAGUCGUUCCGCUGCGGUUGGAUGAACAACUUGUGCUGCCUGCAAUCCCAGAACGCGCUGGAGGCGGAGGUUCUCGUCGUUGGCGCUCGCACUGUGCUCUUGGCGGACCAGUUGGGUGCCUCAUGUGCCUUGGGCGUUCGUCCACCGCCGAGCGCCGCCGGCAUCGUCCUCGGCGCUCCGGUCCUCCGCAGUCCCGCGCCGGUUCUCCCGCCAGAUGCGGCCGUUGCGGCGUCGGAUGUGCCGUGGCCGGUCGGCGGCGUCAUGCUGCGCGUGCGGGUCCGCAACCACUGCCCGAAAGAAACGGUGCGCCGCGUACGCGUAGAGCUGAAGGCGAAGGUCGAGAUCUUCAGGUCGCUUGUCACGCCCCACACCUUCCCGGGAAUCUCGUACUCGAGCUUUGACUACACCACGCCGAUUCCUCCGGGGAACGAGGCGCUUUUUGAUGUGCGGCUGGGUCUGACGCCGCGCUUCCGUCGGCACGCAACGGACAGUGCGUCGCUGCUGCCCCCGCCUGGGGUGCGAACGGCAAACAUGACGAGCAAUGCGUUUGUGCAGGUGAGCUUCCCUGGCAUGUGCACCUACGUGGAGGAAGAAGAAGAGACGAAGGGUGUGGUGAUUAUGGCGGAGACGGUGGAUCUGAACGACGAGGUGCUUGAGCUCCCUGUGCGCUACAGCUAA
Molecule: messenger RNA, 2260 nt
Organism: Leptomonas pyrrhocoris
Lineage: Eukaryota; Euglenozoa; Kinetoplastea; Trypanosomatida; Trypanosomatidae
Exons: 1
Coding region: 287-2260 (657 amino acids)
Source: RefSeq, a predicted model, not a curated record